Messenger RNA from Trichobilharzia szidati, 510 nucleotides. The record is from the annotation of a GenBank genome assembly. Lineage: Eukaryota; Metazoa; Platyhelminthes; Trematoda; Strigeidida; Schistosomatidae.
AAUACAAAGAAUAACAGAUGGUAGCAUUAAAACGACGCUAUAUAGGAAAACCACACACUCUGGAAGAUUCCUUGAUUAUUACUCAGCUCAUCCACUCACGGUAAAACGAGGAUUAAUACAAGGUCUUGCAGAUAGAAUACGUAGACUUACAACAACGCCAGAGGACCAGUGUAAAGAAAUAAACGUCCUAUUCAAAAUGCUACUCGAAAACAACUACCCAAAAGAAUUUAUAAAAGAUAAUAUAAAAAAGAGAAAAAAGAGAGUAAAACCGGAGAAUAACAAGAUGGAAGAAUGCAAAAAGGCAGUCACAAUACCAUAUAAAAAUGGUACAUCAGAGGCAAUUCAAAGAAACCUCAAAAAUAUCGGCAUUCACACAACUUUUAAACCGACAAAUCUAAUCAAAAAUAAAAUAAAUCAACUGAAAGAUCCCAUAAAAAUGAUGGAUAAAAACAACUUAAUUUACAAAAUAUCUUGUGCUGACUGUCCGACUAAAUAUGUGGGGCAAACGUC